Messenger RNA from Anopheles merus, 1097 nucleotides. RefSeq names its product neurofilament light polypeptide-like. The transcript is spliced from 2 exons. The coding region runs from base 171 to 941 and encodes 256 amino acids. The record is from RefSeq and is a predicted model, not a curated record. NCBI's taxonomy places the organism in Eukaryota, Metazoa, Arthropoda, Insecta, Diptera, Culicidae.
CCCCGGCUACUGUAUCAGUUCCCUGCCGUCGAUCGAACCGUUUAAAUCGUAGCUUUGUUUUUUUUGUUUUGCGUUCUGCUCUCCCACGUGCCGGAUCGCCUAAGCUGGUUCUAAUUGCUUCUUGGGGCAGUACAGUGGAAGCAAGCAAACGCACGCCGCAGGUGAUCAAAAUGUCCAGCGCAAAGGUUCUUCUAUUGGUUGGCGCGGUGAUGCUGUUUGGGCUUAGUGGAUCAGCGGCUCAGACGACUGUUGACAAGGAAAGCCCAAAGGAAAACGUCACCGAGGCAGCAACCGUUGCGGAGCCGGAACUGUCCACGGAGCGAUUCAACGCUAGCCGCGUGCUUAGUGCGAUCCGAGCGGAAAUCGAGCGACGUCGCAGCGAGCGCCGGGAAAAGACGCUCCAGCGCGCUCAGGAACUUCGCGAGCAGAUCCUGCAAACGCUGGACAACUUGAGCGAACGCCGACGGGAGUUCGAGCUGCGUCGACAGGAAACCCUGCAGGAUGCCGAAGCACUCCGCGAGGCACGCCGCCAGGACAUGGAGGCGCGUCGCGUCGGCCGGCUGCCGCAGCGUGAACGCGAGCGUGUCAACCAGGCCCGGCUGGAGAAGCUGACCGAGCAGACCACGCCGGAGGAGAACGAGAUCGAGGAGGAUGCGAUCGAUGGCAUCGCCGGGGGCAGUGGGGAGGCUACGGAAGGGGUACAGCGCGUGCGCAAUCUGUUGCUAAUCGAGGAAGCGGACGGUAACUUGCGACUGAUCGAUUUGGACACCGAGGAAGGGCAACAGUUUGUGCUGAACGGUGGCCCGAAGCGUGGGCAGAGUGGCGAGGUCGCCGCUGAGAAGGAAAAGGAAGGCGAAGAAGCCGAGCAAGAGCGGGAAGGAGAGGAGGAGGAGGAGGAGCAGGAGGCGAGCAAGCGGAAACUCAAGACUGGACAGAUUUAGGGUAGAGUAGGAGUGACAGUGUGUUUUUGUUUUCUUCUUUAAUGGCAGGAGAGUUAGAUAAGUAGCUUAUCGUUCAUCGCUCAGUUUAUCAAUCAUUUCAAGUGUUCCAAAUGCCAUUGAGUUAAUUAUUUGAUUUUAUGUUUGAAAUAAAUAUUU